Molecule: messenger RNA, 1598 nt
Organism: Arabidopsis lyrata subsp. lyrata
Lineage: Eukaryota; Viridiplantae; Streptophyta; Magnoliopsida; Brassicales; Brassicaceae
Exons: 2
Coding region: 445-1419 (324 amino acids)
Source: RefSeq, a predicted model, not a curated record
UGAAUGAUCAAUGAGGAAGGUUUUGCAAAGAUUUUUGGAUUGAGAACCUUUGAAAAUCUGAGUAAAUAGACUUUUCAACAAUGAUUGAUGGUUUUGGUUACUUCUAAAAUCACCUGAUAAUAAGUCUUCGUCAAAAUUGUUAUUUGAUUAUAAUUUUUUGAUAUUGGUUCUGUUCAACACCAUUCAUAGUUAUUUAUAUUUUUCAUGUUAGAAGUUAUGCAGCUAAAGAUUAUGUGUAUGCAUUUUAAUAGCUAGUUUUCUUUUGUAAAUUAAGUCAUUUGGAAUCUGUAAAGGACCGAAUCUCGGGUUUAAGCUUGAUUCUCUGUUUGAAUUUAUGUGGCAUUGUCACAAUUCUUACGAUUUAGUUGAUGUUUUGAGUAUCCAUCUUUGAUUGCAUUUGAUAGAGGGGCGUGCCAUGGAGUAAAUAAGACAAGAAGUGUUGUAAUGUAUCUCCACGGUUUGUCCAACGACGAUAUUUCGUGUAAGAAACGUUUUGAAUCGUAUGAAGAAAGUUCUAAGAAGAAUCAAAUCAGAAUGGUAACUCUUUUUGGGCAGCAGGUGUAUACCGCGAAAGGCGAAAGCUUUGUUUCGGGUAUUGAGCAGGUGAAUAGAAACUGCCUUAAUCCACUGAUGAAAGAUUGUGAUCUUUUACUUCUCGAAAAUCAUGAAAGCGUCGAAUGCCGAGAAUUCCACAGCAUUGGUUGUUCCCAAGAUACCAUAUGGAUUGAAGCAUAUGGCACAAAUAUGUUUGGCAAGAAAAGUGAGAAAGUGAAUAUCUCAGAUGGAUCAGGUUUGCUGGAUCUUAAUAAAUCCCCGGCUUAUGAGCCGGUUUCCAAUGACUAUCAAUGCGGUUUAAAUGGUGUCCAUGAAAAAGAUUGGGCAGCAUCUCCAGCUUCAUGUUGCACCGCAGAAAACAGUUCAAAGAUUGAAGGUGAAGAUUCGUGUGAAGUAAUUCAAAUGGCAGCUGAAUGUUUAGUCCACAUUUCAGCGGUUACUCUCAAUCAAAGUCAGGAUCAAGAAAUUCUUAAUAAUCACAAGAUGGGUGUCCAAGAACCGGGUCGAUCUUGCGAUUCAUUUGAGCUACACACUUUAGGAAUAAGAGAAACUAUCCCUGAAGAGCUCUGUUGUGUAUCAUCAAAGGCCAUAGAUAACUUCAGUAACAAGAAAGAGUUUGGAGUCAAGCUGAGAAGAGGGAGGAGAAUGAAGAAUUUCCAAAAAGAGAUACUCCUGGAACUUGUAUCGCUCUCUAGACAUGAGAUCCGAGAAGAUAUAAACCUCUUAGAGACUAUUUUGAGAUCGAGAGAUUACAAGAAGAUGCAGGGGAAGAAUACUAAAGAUGGAAAAUGUAGACCAAACCGGAGAAACAACAAAGGUUUGACUCAAAGGUAUGUAGGUAAAAUGAGGAGACAAUCCGGAUGACAAAAUUCCCGGUGUUUGCGGUUUUAUAGACAUUGCUCUAGCUCCAUUUGUUUAGCUUUAACACAUAGCAGUUAUCAAAAUGAUUGAUUGAAGUUAGAGGAACUUUUUGAGUCUAUGAUCUUCAAAGAUUAGUUGGUUAUUUAAAAUUCUUUAAAGAUUCGUUAGGAUGAUUCCGUAAA